Messenger RNA from Anoplophora glabripennis (Asian longhorned beetle), 1669 nucleotides. RefSeq names its product UDP-glucuronosyltransferase 2A3. Gene Ontology annotation, molecular function: UDP-glycosyltransferase activity. The record is from RefSeq and is a predicted model, not a curated record. The transcript has 4 exons. Bases 97 to 1650 code for a protein of 517 amino acids. NCBI's taxonomy places the organism in Eukaryota, Metazoa, Arthropoda, Insecta, Coleoptera, Cerambycidae.
UUGUAGAUAAUACCUUUGACUAGAGUGUAUAUAGUCAAAGAUAAUACGUAGUGUUUGAUCUACUGCUUUUAUACAAACACAAAAUAAUUGUCUGGUAUGUGUAAAUUAAUUAUUUUGAUUUUCGUAACAACGAUCAAUUUCAUAAACGGCGCAAAGAUCUUGGGCGUGUUUCCUAGCCCAGGUUAUAGCCAGUUUAUUUUAGGAGAAGUGUUAAUGACAGAAUUGGCACGUAGAGGGCACGAUGUAACGAUGAUAAGUGCCUAUAAACCUAGAGAGGAGCUUAAGAAUUAUAGGACAAUUUUAGCAGAUGAUAUGGUAAACAAGCCUCAACGCGAUCUUUUCCCAAGGGAAAGAGAACACUUUAUAAACCGCAUUAGAAGUGUUCACAACUUGGGAUACCUAGUGACUGAAAAUGCUUUGACGAAUUCUGGCGUACAAAACUUAAUCCAUUCUAAUGAGACCUUUGACUUAGUUAUAUUGGAACAAUUUUUAAAUGAGGCUCAUAUGGCUUUUGGUGCCCAUUUUAAUGCUCCAAUUGUAUUAUUCAGCUCUAUAGGAAUUUCGGAAUGGAAUUCUCAUCUAAUUGGAGACAUAAGACUCCCUUCUAUUGUUCCUGUAACAAAAACACAUUACACAGACCACAUGAGCUUUUUCCAAAGACUUUUCAAUAGUAUUGUUAACGUAUGUGAUAUACUUUACAAGGAAUUGGUCAGUUAUCCAAUUCAUCAGGAGUAUAUAGACAAAUACUUUCCCAAAAAGAUGAACCUUAGGGAUAUUAUCUACAAUGCCAGUUUAAUGCUUCUCAACUCUCAUGUUAGUACCACACAACCAGCUUCAUUGACCACUGCUGUAAUAGAAAUCGGCGGAUUUCACGUGUCCUCGAAAAAAUUACCUGAGGACAUUCAAAAGUUCUUGGAUGAAGCCGAGAAUGGAGCCAUACUUUUCAGUAUGGGAAGUAACCUAAACAUAUCUAACCUUCCCUUGACCACGUUAGAUAAUAUUAUGGAAAUGUUUUCAAAGAUGAAGCAAAGAGUUCUGCUCAAGUAUGAAGAUAUCAAUCUGAAGAACAAACCUUCCAAUGUAUUGAUUUCUAAAUGGUUACCUCAAAGUGAUAUAUUAGAGCAUCGCAGUCUUGUGGCGUUCGUAACUCACGGUGGUCUACUGAGUGUAACCGAAGCUGUAUUUCAUGGUGUUCCCAUGGUGGGGAUACCGAUUUUUGGUGAUCAGAGAAUGAAUGUUGCCAGGUGCGUUCGGAAGGGAAUAGCUGUACAUCUUCCUUUCCAGGAGUUAACUGCUUUUAACUUGCAUCAGGCUUUGGUGAAAGUUUUGGAAAAUCGAGAGUAUCAAGAUAAUUCAAGAAGGAAUGCCAACAUUAUGAGAGAUAGACCUGUAAGACCUUUGAAUUGGGCCAUGUACUGGAUAGAGUACGUUCUAAGGCAUAAUGGAGCAAUUCAUUUGAGGAAUGCCUCUUUGGAGCUUUACUGGUUCCAGUUGUAUUUGAUAGAUGUAAUUAUUUUUCUGAUGGUGUCUCUUAUACUGAUGUACUAUCUAAUUGCCAAAAGACAAAGGAUUAAGGGAUUUCAUCCGCAGGUCACCCAGAACACCAAUGCAAAAAAAUUGAGAAAGAAAAAUAAAUUAAAGAAGUAUUAAAAUUCGUUUUUCAUGUUGA